CUCCGGAUUAAGCGCACGGACACAGUCUUCCCGUCCAGGCUGCUGUCUCGUUGUGUCGCUGGGGAGGAAUCUGCGUGUCGCACACUGAGGGUGAACCUGGAGUGAUGGGAGCUACCUGGAACCCAUGGAGAGCCACUUCGACAGUGCUCAUUACUCUACUACAAAUCCAAGCGCUGAUCAGGGUCCAAACCACGGCUGUUGUCGGUGUGGAAGGCCAGGGAUUUGACUUCAGAUGCCAAUAUGAAGACGGCCAGCAGAACAAUACAAAGUUUUUUUUUUAUGGCGAUGAUGACAAAAUGUCCUCCCCCUGCCCGACAUGGACACAAAAACCCCACCAGUGGGAUGAAUGUGGACGCUUCUCUCUGUACGACAACACCACGGGAGCCUUCUUCAUUGUCAGGGUGGACCAGCUGACCCCAAAGGACAGCGGGACAUACCGGUGUGGCGUGGCCCCCGAUCCCGGCACCUUCAUACAGCUGAAUGUUUCCAGAGCAAACCUUGCAGACAGUCUGACACAACCCAUUACCGAAUCCUCCAUCAUCCCAGGGACCGUCCCAGUGAGCAAGUUCCACACGUCGCUGCUCAUGACUGCAGCGACGUGUGUGGCAGCCGUGCUCUUCAUAUGUCUGUUCACGCUUUGUCUCCUGCUGGCUGUUAGACACCGGAGACCCGACCCCCAACGGAACAGAGAGGCUUCAUCCGACUACGAGACCAUGAUGCCCGGAGUAACAGCUGGGCCCGAACUGAGCUGCAGCUCUUCGGUGCCGGACUGCGACGAUCUUCUGGCUUUACCACCACCGCCACCCUCACCCGACUGCUGCUCCCACCUCCCGUUGAAGCAUCGCGAGUCCACGGCGUCCCUCGGCCUCGGGGAAAAUGUCGAUGUGUCAAAGCACAUCGACCUGUACCAACAUCUGGAUCUCAGCCAGCUAGAGGAACAUGUGUAUCACAGCCUUAAUGGACCUCUGGGAGUCAAUAAGCAGAUCAAUUGUUGCCACAGUUGCAGGAUAAAUCCAUGUUAAAUGACAGUAUUAACUCCAUGUUGUUCUCUUGCUGCUUUGUUCCCUGAUCUUGGUGCGAUAUGUGUUAAUUAUUACUGAUAAGAAUGACGACCAAAACGACAAAAUCAAGGUUUUAAUGAACCAAAACAACCUUUCCCUGUGAGUUGAACAGACAUUAAGCAAUCAUAAGUUAUCAUAAGUAAUCUUUAGUAAUUCAAGUAGUUAUGGUGUUCACUUUCACUGGGUUUAGUUAUUUCUAGAAUAAC
Molecule: messenger RNA, 1267 nt
Organism: Pungitius pungitius (ninespine stickleback)
Lineage: Eukaryota; Metazoa; Chordata; Actinopteri; Perciformes; Gasterosteidae
Exons: 6
Coding region: 105-1022 (305 amino acids)
Cellular component (GO): plasma membrane
Molecular function (GO): transmembrane signaling receptor activity
Source: RefSeq, a predicted model, not a curated record